This is a messenger RNA of Trematosphaeria pertusa, 792 nucleotides long. RefSeq names its product S-adenosyl-L-methionine-dependent methyltransferase. Gene Ontology annotation, molecular function: S-adenosylmethionine-dependent methyltransferase activity; tRNA binding. The transcript is spliced from 3 exons. Gene Ontology annotation, cellular component: nucleus; cytoplasm. The coding region runs from base 1 to 792 and encodes 263 amino acids. Lineage: Eukaryota; Fungi; Ascomycota; Dothideomycetes; Pleosporales; Trematosphaeriaceae. The record is from RefSeq and is a predicted model, not a curated record. Gene Ontology annotation, biological process: tRNA wobble uridine modification.
AUGGCGGAAUCAGACACCCAAGGCGCAGACUACGAAGAGCAGCACGUCCACUCCGUCUACGAGCAAAUCGCCUCCCAUUUCUCCUCCACGCGGUACAAGCCUUGGCCGAUAGUCGAACGCUUCCUACAAGAACUCCCCGACGGCUCUGUAGGCGCGGACGUAGGCUGCGGGAAUGGAAAGUAUCUCGCCGUCAACCGCAACAUCUUCAUCGUAGGCUCAGAUCGGUAUGCCCUCUAUCAGAUCCUCUCCACAAAUCUCAUCAAGAUCGCAAAACAGCAUCAGCCACAUGCCGCAAUCGUAGCAGACAGCCUAAGCUUGCCCCAUCCAGCGCACAGCUUCGACUUCGCCAUUUCGAUAGCGGUUAUUCACCAUUUGUCGACGCCAGCACGACGGGUGGAGGCUGUGAAGGCUGUACUGGAUCUAUUGCGGCCUCCGUCGGCUGAAGGGAGUAGGGAUGGUGGUAAGGCGCUGAUCUACGUCUGGGCUCUGGAGCAGAAAGAUAGUCGGAGAGGAUGGGAUGAAGGACACGAGCAGGAUGUCAUGGUGCCGUGGGUUAUGAAGGGGAAGAAAGAGAAGGGAUCGAAGAAGGGAAAGGGUCAAGAGGAGAGAGAUCAGGUGGUUGAGGAGGGAGCAGUGAAGCAAGCCGAGGAUAAGACAUUCCUACGGUAUUAUCACCUGUAUAAAAAGGGGGAGUUGGAACGUGAUAUUGAAGAGGCGGGCGGAGAGGUCGUGCAGGCGGGGUAUGAGAAGGAUAAUUGGUGGGCGGUAGCUGUACUUAAAAGAACGAACUAA